CCGAGCGCGCGGCGGGAAAUUAUUUCCUAGAACCCAGAUUAUUGGAGCUGUGAGUACUACCGUGGUAGUCUUCGCCCUACCGCCGCCACCGGCAGCGCCACACGAAGAAAACAGCCCUGAAGUUUCUUUCAGCCGGGAAGAUGGAAGGUGGUGCCACCAAACAUGUCAUCCAGAUGACAGGGUUUAAGAUGGAGGAGAAGGAAGCUCUAGUCAAGUUGCUUUUAAAGCUAGAUUGCACUUUUAUAAAGAGUGAGAAAUAUAAAAACUGUACACAUCUUAUAGCUGAACGCCUGUGCAAGAGUGAGAAGUUUUUAGCAGCUUGUGCUGCAGGAAAAUGGGUAUUAACAAAGGAUUACAUAAUUCAUAGUGCCAAAAGUGGCAGAUGGCUUGAUGAAACAACUUAUGAAUGGGGAUAUAAAAUUGAAAAAGAUUCCCAUUAUUCACCUCAAAUGCAAUCUGCACCGAAAAGAUGGCGUGAAGAGCUGAAACGGACUGGUGCUCCUGGAGCCUUCCACAGAUGGAAAGUUGUUCUCCUUGUUAGGGCAGAUAAGCGGAGUGACUCUCUUGUAAGAGUUUUGGAAGCUGGAAAGGCAAAUGUCAUUUUACCAAGAAGUUCUCCUAGUGGUAUAACCCAUGUGAUUGCCAGUAAUGCAAGAAUCAGUGCUGAGAGAGAACAAGAAAACUUUAAGGCUCCGUUUUAUCCAAUUCAGUAUUUAGGGGAUUUUCUCUUAGAGAAAGAAAUUCAGAAUGAUGAAGAUUCCCAAAUCAGUUCUGGUCGGACCAAAUAUAACAGUCAAGAAAAAAGCAAAGAUUUUAAGAGAGACAUGGGAUUUCUUGAAAUGAAAGGUGCUGGAGAAAACAUGUACAGAACUCAGAAUAAAAUGGGAAAUCAUAAUGAAAAUGUUAAUGAUAAGUUUGUUCUGAGUGAACAUCACAAAAAGAAAUUCAGAGACUUCAGAAAAGAUAUGAAAUCUAUUAAAAAAACAAAUACAUUCAGAAGACGUGCACAUGAGAAUCAGAAAGAAACUAAGAAAAAAGAUAAAAAUGUCCAAAGGAGUUACAUUUUAAGGAAAAAGAACAUAAAAGAAGGUUAUUGCAAAACUGACGAUGCCCAUGACACAACUAGAAGUACAUUAAAAAAGCGCUGGAGCUACAGAGACCAGAAAGAAAUGAAGAAUUCUCUUCUUACUGAUUGUGCCAAAGAAUCAGAGACCAAGGAUGUCAAGGCAAAUGUGGAUCUCACGGAAGUAAAAAAUGCCUUAAAGAGGCAGAUACACAGAGACAUAUAUAGAGCUCAGGCAGUCCGAUACAACUGCAUUAGAGUAGAUAAACAGCCGGUAUACAAUGUAGAGGUUAAAAAUGCAGAGUUCCCCAGAGGAAUAUUAAAUUUAAUUGAAAGCCUCAUAGAGGGACAGUUCUUUAAAGAAGCCAUUGAAGAGCUUUCCUCUUUGCAAGCCCAUUAUGUCCCUCCAGUGUGCCUUCUACAUGCCCUACUAGAGAAUGUUCUGCAGGAUAAUAUAGAUACAUUUUCUGGUCGAUACUUUCAUAUAUUAUCAGCUCUUCUUCAUCUGCAUCCUCCUUGGAAGUCACCAGCCAUGUCAAGAUACUACUUAGAGCUAUUUCAGUGUCCAACUUGUAUGAAAGGAGCCUGGCCUCUCGUGGAGAUGCUCGUCAGGUCUUGUCUUUUCAAUGAAGGUUUCUGCCAUCAAAUAUCAGAAAACAUUGGUUCUAAAGUGGCCCAUCUUACACUGCUCAAGUUCUUCUUUAACCUACUUGAAAGUGAAGUGCGGCAUUUGAGUCAAAAGUUAUGUGACUGGUCAGAUUCUCAGAAUCUAAAAGUAGCAGAAAAGGCAAUUCUUCAUGAAAUUUUUUGGUCAGGAAGUGAAACUUCAGGACUUUUGACAAAACCAGUAAAUAUGCUUUUGGAAUGGACUAUUUAUUCUCACAAGGAAAAAUGCAAGUCUAAUGAUGUCUUCAAACAUGAACUAUCUUACUUACUGACUGGAAUUCUUGGCACAGCAGUAGACUAUUGGAUCUUCCUUGGUAUUCAGAUGGGUAGAAAUGUGAUCCGACACAUGUCUGAGGACUUAGGAAGCUAUAUUUCCCUUUCCUGUGAUGGGGUGGGACCUUGUGAGAUUUCUCCCAUUCAUGCUGGGAUGUCAACUGGUGUUCAUUGGAUGAGAGUUACACUUACCAAUGGAUAUGAGGAUAGGUAUUUUGAAUAGUCUGUUACUAUGUAUUAAAUGCUAAAUUUGAUACCUGAAAGUCUAAGCCUACAAGUGAAUUUUCUCAUUUUACAAGCUUUUGUUUUAUAAACCUUGUUUCUUUUUUCUUUUCUUCCAUCUUUAUUAAAUUGGGAAUUUCUUAUUUACAUUUCAAAUGUUAUUCCCUUUCCCGGUUUCCAGGCCAACAUCCUCCUAACUCCUCCCCUUCCCCUUGUGUAUGGGUGUUCCCCUCCCUAUCCUGCCCCCAUUACCGCCCUCCCCCCAACAAUCACAUUUACUGGGGGCCCAGUCUUGACAGGACCAAGGGCUUCCUCCUCUACUGGUGCCUCUUCUAGGCUAUUCAUUGCUACCUGAAAUUGGAGUCCAGGGUCAGUCCAUGUAUAGUCUUUAGGUAGUGGCUUAGUCCCUGGAAGCUCUGGUUGCUUGGCAUUGUUGUACAUAUGGGGUCUCGAGCCCCUUCAAGCUCUUCCAGUCCUUUCUCUGAUUCCUUCAACGGGAGUCCUGUUCUCAGUUCAAUGGUUUGCUGCUGGCAUUCGCCUCUGUAUUUGCUGUAUUCUGGCUGUGUCUCUCAGGAAAGAGCUACAUCCGGCUCCUGUCAGUCUGCACUUCUUUGCUUCAUCCAUCUUGUCUAAUUGGGUGGCUGUAUAUGUAUGGGCCACAUGUGGGGCAGGCUCUGAAUGGGUGUUCCUUCUGCCUCUGUUUUAAUCUUUGCCUCUCUAUUCCCUGCCAAGGGUAUUCUUGUUCCCCUUUUAAAGGAGUGAAGCAUUCAUAUUUUGAUCAUCCAUCUUGAGUUUCAUGUGUUCUGUGCAUCUAGGGUAAUUUAAGCAUUUGGGCUCAUAAAGUCAUUGCUUUUGAUAGCUGAGUAGUACUCUGUUGUGUAGAUGUACCACAUUUUCUGUAUCCAUUCCUCUGUUGAAGGGCAUCUGGGUUCUUUCCAGUUUCUGGCUAUUAUAAAUAAGGCUGCGAUGAACAUAGUGGAGCACGUGUCUCUUUUAUAUGUUGAGGCAUCUUUUGGGUAUACGCCCAAGAGAGGUAUAGCUGGAUCCUCAGGCAGUUCAAUGUCCAAUUUUCUGAGGAACCUCCAGACUGAUUUCCAGAAUGGUUGUACCAGUCUGAAAUCCCACCAACAAUGGAGGAGUGUUCCUCUUUCUCCACAUCCUCGCCAGCAUCUGCUGUCGCCUGAGUGUUUGAUCUUAGCCAUUCUGACUGGUUUGUGGUGGAUUCUCAGGGUUCAGACCUUCUUUCUUAAUUUAAAACUAUUGGUUAAAUAAAAUUGGCUAAAACCAGUUACUAGAGGGAUUAGAAGUGGGUGGUGUUUGAUUAUGUGGUUGGGGAUGAAGAAGAGAGUGGCGAAGACCUGAGGAGAAGGAAGAACUGGAAAGGAGCAAGAGUUUGCCAUGAGGGGAGACAGACCUUUAGUUUGACUGACUGACUGUUAAUUUGUAUUACUUAAUUAUCCUAAACAGUUUGUAAUGACAACUAUUAAAGGGACUGGGACUAAACUUGGUAUUUUUAAAUGGGUUGCAUAGUUAAAAUGCCUAUCUAAAAGUUGAAACAUGCAUAUAUUAAGCUGUAGCAAAAAUAAUUUUAAAUUGUGUAUCAAUAUAUAGAAAUAAUCUUAAAUUGUGUAUCAAUAUAUUAGAUUUAUAACAAUGAAAACCUUAAACCUGUAUCAAUAUAUUAAAUUCUGUACCAGUGUCACAAAAUAAUGACCUUGUUUUUAUAUUAGUAUACAAAAUUCUCUACCAGUGUAAGAUUCUGGCUAUAAAAUGUUAUUUUAGUUGAAGAGAGCUCUAACUGUAAUUGUCUUAAUGUCUAAUCUUUCUAUAUCCCUAUUUUUCCAUACCUAAGAAAGGAUGUAUGGAUGGAUCGUUGGAUGGAUGGAUGGAUGGAUGGAUGGAUGGAUGGAUGGAUGGAUGGAUGGAUGGAUGGAUUGAUACCCCUUAGUCUAAGCUCCCUGUUUUGUUUUUUCCCUGUCCAAGACCAUAAUUAUUUGUAAUCAUUCUUUAAAAUAACAACAUAUCUAUAAUUCAUAAAAUAACCAAAACCAUCCACCCCAACCUAAGGGACUGGGAACAAUGGCCUUCUUACAACUGCUUCCUGCUGAAUUAGCAUGAAACAUUCCUUUUUGGGGGGUGGCAAUAAGUUAUUAGAAUGGUUAGCCUUAAGAAACCUAGCUGUUGGGUUGGGGAUUUAGCUCAGUGGUAGAGCGCUUGCUUAGGAAGCGCAAGGCCCUGGGUUCGAUCCCCAGCUCCGAAAAAAAGAACCGGAAAAAAAAAAAAAAGAAAGAAAGAAACCUAGCUGUUUGUUGUCCAGUCUCUGUAUGCUGAGCAAGUGUAGGCUUAAGUGAAGUCAUGAUUGGAACAGUCUGAAAAGCUGGAUCAAGUGAGCUAGCUGUUCUGAAAAAUCCUGGAAGCAAGUCUUCAGAGGAAAGAGCUUAGAUGCAGUUGAGGUAGGAUCAAGCAAGAGACUUGAAAAAGAACAAUAACAACAAAAACAGACAAGAAUCUUACAUGAUAAAAAGAAGUUUUAGUAUCUGUAACAUUUCUUACUAUUCAAAUAAUCUAGAAUCUAGUACAGCCUGAUCUCUGUGUCAGGUCUUUUUUUGUUAACAAUACUUAAUGGAAUUUUAAAAUUAAAUUAUCUCAGCCAGAAUGCUUACCACAUAUUUUCUUAUAUCCUUACAUUAAUUUGACUUAUCUCAUUGAUUAUAAGUUUUCCUUAUUGAUUAUGAUUUUGCUCACGUAUAAAUUACUUUAAAAUUUUCCUAAUAUGCCUUUUUAAAAGAACCUCUUAUUUUUGGGUCUUUUCUUAACAGUAUCAUGCAUAAUUUCUGCAUUCUUCCUGCUCCCCAUCAUAUACUUCGUGUUUCGAAGUUUCUUGUGAAAUAAAUGAAAAGAGGGAUAUUAUUUAGGCAGUUUGCCAAUUUCAGCAGUCACCUCAGGAAAUGCUCUAAUCAGAUCUAAUCUUCCCAGUUUGCAGACUGAGAAGGCUUCCUGGAGACUUGACAUUUCCUGCCUGCACCAACAGCUUCAGAACACCUAGCUGUUCCUUUGCUCCCUCCUUCAUGCCUGGAGCAUUACAUUUCUAACUUCUUAAACUUCCUGAGCUUUUGAGGUCUCCUCCAGACAAGAGCAUGUUUUCUCACGUAACUAAUCAUCUAUGGUUUGAACGUCUAGGAAAGUAGUUUUGCACAUUUUCUAGGGCAUCUUUUUUUUUUUUUUUAAGAAAAAAUUCUUGAAUUUACUGUUAAUCAUGUUAACUCCUUAAAAACAAUUCUGUAAUAGGAAUACAGGAAAUAAUAAUAAUAAUUGAGUUUACAGUUUAUUCAAUACCUUCUACAAAGAGAGUUUUCUUUAUACUUAUAAAGUUAGAAAAUUUUUAUCAUAUUAUCUUCUUCCUGUUUUUCUUUCGUUGUGUUUACAGGGUGAUUGCCAUCCUUUUUAAGAAUAGCUGUCUUUUGUUAAGUGACUUUUAAACAUUGCUUAGUGCAAAUUUACUUCUUCCUUAGAACCGUCAUCAUUCCUUUCCACUCGUUUCUACUAGAUAGGUUGGUGGUUUUUAAAAAUCACAAUUUUGUCAUGAUAAGAUGGGAAUGCCAAAACUAGCUAACAAUUCCUUGUUUUCAUCUAAUAAUGAAACCUCCUUAAGUUUCAGGACACAUGAAAGUUUUAGCAGUGGCAUUAAGGUCUGUCAGUAUUCAUGUUGUUUCCAAUGAAAUUUAAUGAAAUGUGUUUAUAGUUUAGCUAGGAGGUAGCUAGAAGGAGGGAACUAAAAAUAAGGAGAAUAGAAUUAUAUACAUAUAUGAGAUUUACAAAACCAAUUGAAUUAUUUUAAAAAAUGUGAAUUUAUAUCACAACUUAAUUUUUCAUAUCUCAAGAAACCUUUAAUAAACCUUCUGUGUACCCUUUUUAGAUGUGUCAACAUAUUUUCCUGUUACUUUUUAUUGUUUUACUUUUUUAAUGUUUUGUGUUUUAUAUUGUCCUUUUUAUUCUUUCUGUAAAUCAGACUUUAAAUAAUUUUUAUAUUUAUUAUUCAGUCAAGAAUAUUUCCAUUUCAUUCAACUACUCAACAAACUUUUAUUUAUAUUGUAGCAGGAACUCAACUACACAGUUUUUAUAAAGUAUACACACAAAUAAAUAGUCCUAGUACUUUUCGAAACUUUCCAGGAAGUGCUUUGAGUGGUGAAAUUAGUUUACCAAGACCAAGAGUUUUCUCUCGGUCAGGAGACUAUCUUUGCACUGUGCUAUACAGAAUGAGGUUCCAUUUGUCAACUGUUGCCUUUAUUUCCUGAGCAGUAGAGUUGUAUGCAGAAAGUCCUUUCUGUGCCUGUAUCAUCAAAAGUGUCUUUUCUCCUAACAGUUGAGAAUUUCAAGUCUUUCGUUAAGGUGUAUGUUCAUUUGUAGUUGAUAUUUGAUGUGAAAUAAGGAUCUAAUUUCAUUCUUUUUUUUUUCUUUUUUUUUUUAAUUUAUUUAAUACGUAAUAAUAAUUCUUUAGUUUCCGGGCAAACAUCCCCCUCCCCCUCCCCUUCCUUAUGGGUGUUCCCCUCCCAACCAUCCCCCCAUUGCCGCCCUCCCCCCAACAGUCUAGUUC
Messenger RNA from Rattus norvegicus (Norway rat), 6818 nucleotides. The record is from RefSeq and is a predicted model, not a curated record. NCBI's taxonomy places the organism in Eukaryota, Metazoa, Chordata, Mammalia, Rodentia, Muridae.